Dioszegia hungarica is the source of this 1371-nucleotide messenger RNA. RefSeq names its product cAMP dependent protein kinase catalytic subunit. Bases 1 to 1371 code for a protein of 456 amino acids. Gene Ontology annotation, molecular function: ATP binding; cAMP-dependent protein kinase activity. The transcript is spliced from 8 exons. Gene Ontology annotation, biological process: peptidyl-serine phosphorylation. Gene Ontology annotation, cellular component: nucleus; cAMP-dependent protein kinase complex. NCBI's taxonomy places the organism in Eukaryota, Fungi, Basidiomycota, Tremellomycetes, Tremellales, Bulleribasidiaceae. The record is from RefSeq and is a predicted model, not a curated record.
AUGUUCCAGAAGGUGUCUGAUAAAUUUCAUCGCAAGCAGAACUCGUCUGGCAAGCCUAUACAAGUUCAAUCAACACCAGGCAAACCAGCGUCCCAGCCGCAGAGUCUAGUCCACGAGACACAUACUCAGCCGUUCGCUUCUUCCUCGGCGGUCCUCGUACAGCCAAUGGCAGUACCAGUGCAGGACCGCAAUAUGAGUGUGCAGAUGGCGGAUGCUCGGGACCCCGAUGAGGAUGAGCGCAUCAGGGAGAAGGCUAGAGAAGCGCAGGAGCAGGCGGCCCAGGCUCAAGCCAACCUUCACAAUGCAACGCAGCAAGCUCGUGUGGCUGCCAUCAAUGCUGCUGCGGCGCAAGCAGCGCUGGACCCCUCCUCUGCUCCCGCUGCCGCCCAAACUGUCCGCAAAACAGCUGGCCGCUACGCCCUUGCAGACUUUCACAUAGAGCGAACUCUCGGGACCGGUUCCUUUGGUCGAGUUCACCUUGUCCGCUCCAAGCACAAUGGACGGUUCUACGCCGUCAAGGUGCUCAACAAGGAGAAGGUGAUCAAGAUGAAGCAGGUCGAGCACACCAAUUCCGAGCGAGAGAUGCUGGCGCGGGUCCGCCAUCCGUUUUUGGUCAACCUCUGGGGAACAUUUCAGGAUGUCAACAAUCUGUACAUGGUGAUGGACUUUGUCGCUGGCGGAGAGCUGUUCAGCCUGCUGCGAAAGAGUCAGCGCUUUCCAAACUCGGUCGCCAAGUUCUACGCCGCCGAAGUCGCGCUGGCCUUAGACUAUCUCCACUCCCUCGAUAUCAUUUACCGCGAUCUCAAACCAGAAAAUCUCCUCCUCGGCGCCGAUGGCCAUGUCAAGGUCACCGACUUUGGCUUUGCCAAGCACGUCCCGGAUAUCACUUGGACACUGUGUGGAACUCCUGAUUAUCUCGCCCCUGAAGUCGUUCAAUCCAAGGGGUACAACAAAAGUGUGGACUGGUACGCUCUCGGUGUGCUCAUAUUCGAAAUGCUCGCUGGGUACCCACCAUUUUUCACGGAAGACGGGAACCCGAUGAAGUUGUACGAAAAAAUUAUCGCCGGCAAGGUCCGCUAUCCUACCUACUUUGACGCCCUGGCCAAGGAGCUGCUGAAGAACCUCCUUGUGGGCGAUCUGACUAAGCGGUACGGAAACCUUCGCGCCGGCUCAUCCGAUAUCUUUGCGCACGCUUGGUUCGCCGAGGUAGACUGGGACAAGCUGUAUCGGAGAGAAAUCCCUGCACCCUAUGUACCAAAGAUUGACGGCGAGGGAGAUGCCAGCCAAUUCGACCGAUAUCAAGAAGCAGAUGUCAGCGAAUAUGGCAAGGAGGGAGUCAGUCAAUGGGAUCAUUUGUUUGGUUCUUUCUAA